AUAUACAACUUUGGAGCAAAGGGAAGUAGUGGAAGCUUUUUAAAUUAAUGCUCGAUUAGUGUCAUUUCACCUGAACUUGGAAGACUUGUUUUUCUGGGUGAAGAUUUCCUGUAUGAAGGUUUCACAAUCACAGUCAAGCAGGCCCAUGAGCCGGGCCAAUUAAAGUGGCUCCUUUCUUUUAUCCACAACAUUCAUGCCUACCACCAAGCCAGUUCCUGAGAUUUGACAGGAUGAACACUGAAAUCUCUUUGAAUUCUGUGUUGCCCUGACACUAUGGCUGUGGAUGAUAAGAACCUGACAUGGAUGCCUUUUGGAUUUCACACCAUGCAGAGGCAUUCUCACUUUCUUGUGACUUCAGCUGAGGUUUGAACAGUGCCCAACCCAAGUUCAAAGGCUGACGAUGAGAUAGAAAAACUCACGAGGAGGUUUUACUCUAGGGAAACUUGUUCAGUGGAUGGGACCUUUGCACACAGGGAAAGAUGUCAGGCUCUUCCUGGCUCCUUCUCAGCUUCGUUGCUGUAACUGCUGCUCAGUCCACUGAGGAACUGGCCAAGACAUUUUUGGAUACAUUUAACCAACAAGCCGAAGACCUGUCUCAUCAACAUGCACUUGCUUCUUGGGAUUAUAACACCAAUAUAACAGACGAGAAUGCCCUAAAGAUGAAUGAAGCUGGGGCCAGAUGGUCUGCCUUUUAUGAAGAACAAUCCAAGAUUGCCAAAACUUUUCCACUACAAGAAAUUUCAAACAACACAGUCAAGCUUCAGUUGCAGGCCCUUCAGCAGAGUGGGUCAUCAGUGCUAUCAGCAGACAAGAACAAACGAUUGAACAUAAUUCUAAAUGCAAUGAGCAGCAUCUAUAGUACUGGAAAAGUGUGUAAUGCAAGUAAUCCAAAGGAGUGUUUCUUUCUUGAACCAGGUUUGGAUGACAUCAUGGAAAAUAGCAGAGACUAUGACGAGAGGCUCUGGGCUUGGGAAGGCUGGAGGUCUGAGGUCGGCAAGCAGCUAAGACUGUUAUAUGAAGAGUAUGUGGUCCUGAAAAACGAGAUGGCAAGAGCAAACAAUUAUGAAGACUAUGGGGAUUAUUGGAGAGGAGAUUAUGAAACAGAGGGGGAAAAUGGCUACGCAUAUAACCGUAGCCAGUUGAUUAAAGAUGUGGAACAUACCUUUGAAGAGAUUAAACCUCUAUAUGAACAUCUGCAUGCCUACGUGAGAACAAAAUUGACGGACUUCUACCCUUCCCAUAUCAGUCCGACUGGUUGUCUCCCUGCCCAUUUGCUUGGUGAUAUGUGGGGUAGAUUUUGGACAAAUCUGUAUUCUUUGACAGUCCCCUUUGAACAUAAACCAAACAUAGACGUUACUGAUGAAAUGGUAAGACAGGCCUGGGAUGCAAAGAGGAUAUUCAAAGAGGCCGAGAAGUUCUUUGUGUCUGUUGGUCUUCCUAAGAUGACUCAAGGAUUCUGGGACAACUCCAUGCUGACUGAGCCUGGUGACAACCGGAAUGUGGUCUGCCACCCCACAGCAUGGGACCUGGGGAAAGGCGAUUUCAGAAUCAAGAUGUGCACAAAGGUGACGAUGGACGACUUCCUGACAGCCCACCACGAGAUGGGACACAUUCAAUAUGACAUGGCAUAUGCCAUACAACCCUAUCUGCUAAGAAAUGGAGCCAACGAAGGGUUCCAUGAAGCUGUUGGGGAAAUCAUGUCACUUUCUGCAGCUACACCUAAGCAUUUGAAAGCCAUUGGUCUCCUGCCACCUGAUUUUCAAGAGGACUUUGAGACAGAAAUAAACUUCCUACUCAAACAAGCGCUCACGAUUGUUGGAACUCUGCCGUUUACCUACAUGUUAGAGAAGUGGAGGUGGAUGGUCUUCAGGGGUGAAAUUCCCAAAGAGCAGUGGACGAAAAAGUGGUGGGAGAUGAAGCAAGAGAUAGUUGGGGUGAUGGAACCUGUGCCUCAUGAUGAGUCCUACUGUGAUCCUGCGACUUUGUUCCACGUUGCUAAUGAUUACUCAUUCAUCCGAUAUUAUACAAGGACCAUCUAUCAAUUCCAGUUUCAAGAAGCCCUUUGUCAAGCAGCUAAUCAUCAAGGCCCCCUGCACAGAUGUGACAUCUCAAAUUCCACCGAAGCAGGGCAGAAGCUGCUCAAUAUGCUGAAGUCUGGAAAAUCGGAACCCUGGACUGCUGCAUUGGAACAUGUUGUAGGAACAAAGCACAUGGAUGUAAAACCACUGCUCAACUACUUUGAGCCCUUGUUUACCUGGCUGAAAGACCAGAACAGGAACGUCCCUGUGGGAUGGAGCACCGACGGCAGCCCAGAUGCUGACCAAAUCAAAGUGAGAAUAAGCUUAAAAUCAGCUCUUGGAGAUAAAGCGUACGAAUGGAAUGACAACGAAAUGUACUUGUUCCGAUCAUCUGUUGCGUAUGCCAUGAGAGAGUAUUUUUUGAAAGUCAAAAACCAAACGAUUCUCUUUGGGGAGGAGGACGUGCAGGUGAGCGAGCUGAAGCCAAGAAUCUCCUUCAUCUUCGUUGUUUCUGCACCUAACAACACAUCUGACAUCAUUCCUAGAACUGAGGUUGAGAAGGCCAUCAGCAUGUCCCGGGGCCGUAUCAAUGAUGCUUUCCGCCUGGAUGACAACACCCUGGAGUUUGUGGGGAUUUACCCGACACUGGCGCCCCCUUAUGAGCCACCCGUCGUCAUAUGGCUCGUUGUCUUUGGGGUGAUUAUGAGUGUGAUAGUGAUUGGCAUUGUCCUGUUGAUCUUCACCGGGAUCAGAGAGCGCAAGAAGAACCGUCAAGCAAGUGGUCAAGAAAAUCCUUAUGCCUCCGUGGACUUGAGUAAAGGAGAAAAUAACCCAGGAUUCCAAAACAGUGAUGAUAUUCAGACUUCAUUUUAGAAAAUCUAUUUUAUUUCUUCCUGGGGUGAUUUUAUUGUAUGUAACUAUUAAUUUCAAGGUACAGAAAAUAUGGGAUUAUAAAGAUGUCACUAUCAAAACUAUGGCUCUGCUCAGAAAAUGUCAUCCACUCAGCCAAAGAGGGGACACGACUGAGGAGAGAGCAUCCUCACGUACGUGGCUUUCGGUAUUUAUUUCUGCCUCGGGAUUUGACUUCCCUUGUGUUUCCUUAAAAGGGAUGUUUAUAUCAGAGAAUAAUAGAGAAAGUGUGUCUUUGGCCUCACAGGUUGUUCAGGGAUCAUGGAAAUGGAAAUAGCUGUCAAGUUGCUAGAACAGGAAAAAAAAAAAAGCCCUAUCUCGGGAGCAAGUGUUGGGUUUUGUCUGGAAUCUGGAUGGGCCACUUGUGAGGACGGUGCCAGUGAGCAGGUGGGGCUGCGGGAGUUGGGAAUGGCACGCAAUGUUCACUUUAAUUUAACCCACGUGUAAAGGAUGACACAGUCUCUUCAUAUUAACUUAAUCCGAGUACAAUAGUAAUUUGCCCACAGUGCUCGUGAACUGGAGCACAGCUCCUUCGGGGGCUAGGUCUAAAGGAGAGGGAAGAAGACUCAAGAGGAGUUAGAGGACCUGGCCUCCUCACUGCCAAGUUGUUUGCUGGCCAUCUUCCUGAUAACACACAACCAGCCCCAGGGGCCUCCCCAAACCCUCCCCGUACACCUGCCAGAAACGCGCUGCCAUCGUUCUUUAACUGUGGAGCCAGCGUAAAUGGCAACCAAGUGUUGCCCUCUGAAGCGGACACUCCAUCUCUUAAAUCUUUGUAUCAACCCACAGUGUCUGAGUAGCGCUGAGCACAAAGCAGACACUCAAUAAAUACCUGCUGGAUUUCCACACUCCUGUGGUCUCGUCUGUCACUACGUGCUGGGGCUUUUGUGGAUUCUGUCUGCUUUUUACUUCCAUGGGCAAAGUCGUCGUUGGACUGCGUGGCACCCUCGAUCUCCCAAAUGUCUUGGGACAUAUCCCAGCUUCUCAAAUGGCUUUAUUACCCAAGGCAAUUGGAAAAUCAGUCCAAAACGAGUUGUGUUAAGACCUAUUUUUGAGAACAUUAGAAAUCUGUGUUCUUGCCCCUUGACA
Choloepus didactylus (southern two-toed sloth) is the source of this 4016-nucleotide messenger RNA. It is a transcript of the gene ACE2, whose product is annotated as angiotensin I converting enzyme 2. The record is from RefSeq and is a predicted model, not a curated record. The transcript has 19 exons. NCBI's taxonomy places the organism in Eukaryota, Metazoa, Chordata, Mammalia, Pilosa, Megalonychidae. Gene Ontology annotation, biological process: proteolysis. Gene Ontology annotation, cellular component: plasma membrane. Gene Ontology annotation, molecular function: peptidyl-dipeptidase activity; metallopeptidase activity. The coding region runs from base 480 to 2891 and encodes 803 amino acids.